AUGACAGAAUCAUCGUUGGCCGUCUCUAACCUAGGUAAAUAUUAUACUUCCGCCACGCUCAUCCGCCGAGCGCAUGGUCCCGAUGCGAGUGAGGCUGUGCACGUCGUCUGCAUUGUCGAGAAGCCCAGUUGUGAUUCGAUCGCGGCCCCGCAUCAGCAGGAAGAGCCGAUGCGCUGGGUGCACCGUGUGGCGCUAGCAUGGCAACUUGUCCUCUGUUCUUUGAGGGGUAUUGAUGUGGAUGAUCAUGAUGAUGAUGAUGAACGAUGA
Messenger RNA from Penicillium daleae, 267 nucleotides. RefSeq lists its product as uncharacterized. The transcript has a single exon. The record is from RefSeq and is a predicted model, not a curated record. Lineage: Eukaryota; Fungi; Ascomycota; Eurotiomycetes; Eurotiales; Aspergillaceae. Bases 1 to 267 code for a protein of 88 amino acids.